AAAAUAACGUCAAAGGAGAUGUUAAAACCAGAAGAACAUUCACCUAACGCUCAUCACAGAAAUGACCCCCAUCAGGCCACUGAUAGAACAUUUUUCAUUGAUGCCUCUAGUCAGAGCCUGACUGCCAUUCCGUCCGAGAUCUUGGCAUUGAAAGAAUUAGAAGAAAUCCAUUUAGAAAACAACCAGAUUGAAGAAAUUCCUCCGGAUAUUCAGCAUUUAAAGAAUGUCAAGAUCCUCUACCUGAAUAAGAACAACCUGCGUCGCCUGUGCCCGGAGCUGGGGACCCUAAGCAACUUGGAGGGCCUGGACCUGAGCUCCAACCCCCUGGUGACCUCCUCUCUGCCGGUCAUCAGCUGCCUCCGCACUCUGCGCGAGCUGCGGCUCUACGACACUGGCCUGAAGGACAUUCCCGCUGUGAUGUGCAAAACCCUUCACCACCUCCAGCUGCUCGGACUGACCAAAAACCACCUGCAAUCUCUGCCCAGGGAAAUAGUGAACCAGACCAAACUGAGGGAGAUCUACUUGAAGCAAAACGAAUUCCAAGUCUUCCCGCAGGAGCUCUGCGUUCUCUACAACCUGGAGAUCAUUGACUUGGACGAGAACAAAGUCAAAGUCAUCCCAGAAGAAAUCGGGAAUCUGACGAGGCUGCAGAAGUUCUACGUGGCGUAUAACUGCUUGUCCUUUCUGCCCGAGUUGCUGAGCCAGUGUAGCAAGUUGUCAGUGCUGGAUUUGUCGCACAACCUCCUGCACUCCAUCCCGCGCACGCUGGAGGCGCUCACGGAGAUGACGGAGGUGGGGCUGAGCGGGAACCGCCUGGAGAAGGUGCCGCGCCCGGUCUGCAAGUGGACCUCGCUGCACCUGCUCUACCUGCGCGACACCCGCCUGCACGCGCUGCGCCGAUCGCUCAAGCGGCUGGUCAACCUGCGCUACCUGGACCUCAGCCAGAACCACCUGGACCAAGUGCCCCCACUUCUCUGCACGCUCAAGAACCUGGAAAUCCUGGCGCUGGAUGACAAUAAAAUAGGGCAGUUACCUUCAGAACUGAGCGCACUUUCAAAACUGAAGAUACUUGGAUUAACAGGAAAUGAGUUUGCUUCCUUCCCAGAGGAAGUUUUUGCUUUAGAGUCUCUAGAGAAAUUAUACAUUGGGCAAGACCAGGGAUCCAAGCUUACCUGUGUGCCGGAAAACAUUGGGAAACUGCAGAAUCUGAAAGAGCUGUACAUAGAAAACAAUCAUCUGGAGUACCUACCUGAAUCUUUGGGGUCAAUGCCUAAUCUGGAAGUUCUUGAUUGCAGACACAAUUUGCUUAAGCAACUGCCAGAUACCAUUUGCCAAGCACAAGGUCUGAAAGAGUUGCUACUGGAGGACAACUUGCUCAAGAAAAUCCCAGAGGAUUUGGAUUGCUUGGUGAAGCUUAAAGUUCUGACACUGACUGGCAACCCCAUGGAAGAUCCCCCAAUGAAAGUGUGCGCUGAAGGCAAUGAGGCCAUAUGGGAGUACCUUAAGGAAAAGAAAGCCAUGAAAAGAAUGGCAGUGAAGCUUCAGUCAUGGUGGCGUGGACUCAUGGUAUGGAAAGGACUUGGGAAAUUUGAGGAACUACUAAAAGUACGAAAGAAAGUAAAGACCUCUCUAAAGGACAAGAAAGGAAAGAACCCAGAAAAGGCAAAACAACCUGUGAAGGGAAAGAAGAAGUAA
Castor canadensis (American beaver) is the source of this 1695-nucleotide messenger RNA. It is a transcript of the gene Lrriq4, whose product is annotated as leucine rich repeats and IQ motif containing 4. The record is from RefSeq and is a predicted model, not a curated record. Gene Ontology annotation, cellular component: cytoplasm. Gene Ontology annotation, molecular function: protein binding. Lineage: Eukaryota; Metazoa; Chordata; Mammalia; Rodentia; Castoridae.